This is a messenger RNA of Populus nigra (black poplar), 1997 nucleotides long. RefSeq names its product probable ribose-5-phosphate isomerase 3, chloroplastic. The coding region runs from base 132 to 1610 and encodes 492 amino acids. Gene Ontology annotation, biological process: D-ribose metabolic process; pentose-phosphate shunt, non-oxidative branch. Gene Ontology annotation, molecular function: ribose-5-phosphate isomerase activity. The record is from RefSeq and is a predicted model, not a curated record. Gene Ontology annotation, cellular component: intracellular membrane-bounded organelle. NCBI's taxonomy places the organism in Eukaryota, Viridiplantae, Streptophyta, Magnoliopsida, Malpighiales, Salicaceae. The transcript is spliced from 13 exons.
AACUCUUUUUUUUCUUCUAUUAUCUCCAAUUUUUUCUACAUGAUUGUAAUCAAAAGCUACCUUAUAACCAUGGGAUUCAGCCGAUUGAAUUGGAAGCAUUUCUUUGGCUAAACUUGGUUAAAGCUCAAAAUAUGGAGAUGGAAAGUAAUUCUAUGGUAGAUGUACCGUUAAAGAAAGACAUAAAAGUGUCUUCUAGUGAUAAUGAGAAAGUAGACGAAUAUGGUGUCAGUGGAGUUUUAUUAAAUGGGGAUGGGGAAGUAGAAACACCAAAGAUUGGGAUGGUUUUUGCCUCUCAAGAAGAAGUUCGUGAUUAUUAUAAUAGGUAUGCCCAGCGUGUAGGCUUUGGAAUAAUGCGACGAAGUUCAAGGUGUGAUGAUGAUGGACGAUUGACAUAUAUUGUACUUUCAUGCUCGCAAUGUGGUAAGGACCGAGGAAUUCCAAAGAGUAGGUUCCAAUGGAAGCAGACUUCUAAAACGAAUUGCAAAGCGAAGAUUAAUCUUGUACUGAAUCCUCAAGGACAGUUCCAUAUAUGUAAUGUUGUUCUUGAUCAUAAUCAUGAACUGACUCCAGGACAGUUACACCCAAACAUCUGUAAAAAGAGUAAACCCUUUCGAACGAGAAAGGGACGUGAGGGAAAAGAACAGGCUGGAAUGAUGUUGCACCCAGAUUUUCGGUCAAUUUUUGGUGAACCUCUGGGCAGUGAGACUGCAUCACCAGAUUCUGUAAUGCAACGACCCAGCUUUUCAAAUCAUUUGCUGAAUGGUGACAAGCAUCUUCUUUGUUCUUACACUGGCCUCCCCACAGGGGAAACCAUAUCCAAUCGUCUCAAGAGGAGAAGCCCAGCCCUUGAAGGUUCCCAAAACUCCCAAGACUCCUUAAGGCAUGCCCUUGCCAAAAGGGCUGUGGCACUUGUUAAAUCUGGAAUGGUGAUUGGACUAGGCACUGGAAGAACCUUAACCCUUGUCAUUGAGGAGAUUGGAAAACUAAUUCAAGAAGGAAAGUUGAAAGACAUUGUUGCAGUGGGUACAAACUACCAGUCACGCAUUACAGCUCGACAAUAUGGCAUGACAACUGUUGAUCUGAAUGAUGUGAAUGACAUUGACAUUGCAUUUGAUGUGGUGGAUGAAGUCGAUAUCAACAAAAACCUAUUGAAGUGCAGGGGAGCUAAUCAUACUGUGCAGAAGGUGAUUGAUUCAAUGGCAAAAGUGUGUAUUCUAUUGGUUGAACAUACAAAGGUUGUUCACCGGCUUGGUAACAAUAUUCCAGUAGCGGUGGAAGUUCUCCCUAUUGCCGUGUCACCUGUUUUAAGGCGCCUGAUUGCUCUUGGAGGAGUUCCUGAAAUUCGUUCUGCUUCGAGAAAGGAUGGCUCGGUAAUCACAGAUCUUGGGAAUAUGGUCAUAGAUGUUAGCUUCCCAAGUGGAAUACAGAAUCCUGCUGACCUUGAGAAGAACAUUAACAUGAUACCUGGUGUAGUUGAUAAUGGCAUUUUUUCUGCGGUUGCAACAAUAGUGCUAGUUGUUGUCAGAGACAGAGGUAAUAUCAAAGUAAUGAAUUUAGAAGAAUUCCUGGAAGGUGUACCCGGUCACAGAGACGCAAGUUCUUCCCUUUAACAAUUUCUUUUCUUUUUUCUUGGUUUUCGUUGCUUGUUUUUUGGGCGUAGUUAAUCUGGUGGGUAUGCAAGCAUACUCAUCCGGGUACAUAACCGCAGGACAAAUCACAGAUAGAGAGGGGGGGUCCUUGUGCUAAAAUCUAGUGGCUAUGAUGGCAUACUGUCAUAUUUUUUUCAACUGGUUAGCUUCGUAAGCUGCAAAGCCACUUAUGUUCAUUUCUUUAUGGCUGGGUUAAUCAGAAAUCAGAAAGUUCAGGAUUGGAAUUGUAAGAUGUAUAAAAUUGGCUCGAGGAUACUUUGAUCCGAGAACCAGAGUUGCAUGAACAAGUUAGAAACUGAUGGCAGCCAUCCCUGGCACUCAAUCUCUAAAACAUCUUGUAUUUCUAUA